UUCGAGCCGUCCCCUACAUUGUCUCUCUCAAACGCAGCAAAAAGCUUCAGAAGCGAUUGUUUGCAGAGAUGGCGAAUCCGAGAUGGCGUUCUCAGACCAGCGGAUAUGAAACCAUGAUUCUGGCCGCCAAGAUUGCCUUUUGCUUCCUUGGCAUCCUCUCCUUCGGCGCCGCCGCCAGAGUCGCCGUCCCCGCUGCCAUCGGGGCGCUAGCCUCUGCCCUCCCGGGAUCCUUGUCCUUCCUUCACUCGUGGAUCGCCCCUCCAUACCUGCUCGUAGCCAUCCAUUUCAUUGUACUUGUCAUUUGGAAGCUCUCUGAACAGCAGCAGCAGCAGCACCACCACCACCACAGCGAGCAAUGGAAGGCGCAGGAGAGGAAGACGGAGCCCGAGAAUCCUAGAAAAAUCGAGUGUUUUGAGCCGAUUCCUGAUGCGAGCCUUCUCCGGACUCCCUCGCCUGAGAUCUGCCGCGACGAAAUCUCGAUAUCUCCGAAGACGGCGGCGGCGGUCCCGGGGCCGGAACUCGGUGAGUCCUCGUCGUCCGACGCGUCGUGCCUCACGAAAGAAUCAGACGAAAGAUCCAUGGCUUCGUCGGUGUUUUUGGCGAAAGAGACCGUGGAACCGGAAUCCAAGAGCAGCAUUGCGGUGGCGGAAGCGGAGGACGUGCCGGCCGCCGCGGGCAAAGCAGGUAUGGAGGACGUUUCGAUGAACGCCACGUGGAAGGCGAUCAUGGAGAAGCCGUCUCGGGCGGCGGCGGAGCGGGCCGCGAGACGACCGGAGGAGGCUCCCCCAUCCGCGAGUCACGACGAGUUGAACCGGCGAAUUGAGGCUUUCAUCAAGAAGAACUACGAGCAGAUCCGGCUUCCCAGCAGCCGGCGGCGGCAGCUAGAUAUGGCAAUCGACACGUCAUAUUAAUGUCCAUCUCCCGACACAAACUUACCAAAUAACUCGUUAAUCGUUAAAACCCUAUUAAUUAACGGUAUUAGUGGAG
Messenger RNA from Musa acuminata subsp. malaccensis (wild Malaysian banana), 987 nucleotides. RefSeq lists its product as uncharacterized. Lineage: Eukaryota; Viridiplantae; Streptophyta; Magnoliopsida; Zingiberales; Musaceae. The record is from RefSeq and is a predicted model, not a curated record.